Molecule: messenger RNA, 2707 nt
Organism: [Torrubiella] hemipterigena
Lineage: Eukaryota; Fungi; Ascomycota; Sordariomycetes; Hypocreales; Clavicipitaceae
Source: the annotation of a GenBank genome assembly
CCCGCAUCCGUUUUAAAAUUUAGUACAGCUACCCUGCAAGGUGUUCUGUCCAAACAGCAAGCUUAACAUCAUUACAAAUACUCAAACAACCCGUCCAGAUGACCUUCAACUGAAGCUAUGAAUUUAUUUUUCGAAGCUCACUUUAUAAUAUAACCUCAUAUCAUCAGCAGAAUGGACGUCGACCAGGCAGCGCAGGCUGACCCCGCUAACCUCGCAAAGAUUGAAGAGCUCCUCAAAACAAAGAACGACACUCAGAGAUUCGUCGGUUUAGCUCUGUUACGAUCUGUGCUGGACAACUCGGCAGAUAUUCGACAAAAUACAGCCAUUAUACAACACUUUUGGUCAUGCAUCUCGUCCAAGUUCUUGGAUCGGCUGCUCAAGACGGGUUCCAAGCCUUCCAACCCAGAUGGAAAGGAUAUGCUUGAUCUCGCCGUCUCCAUCCUCCAUACUUUUGCUAUUUUAUUGCCAGCAACUGGCAAAGGACAGUCUAAACUGGUAGAUAGAGUGCCAAGUUUGGUAGAUGCAGUGCUUUACAGCUCCGGUGAAACAACGGACCGCCUGCUGCAGACUUUAUUUACAAUCGUCAGCAAUCGCGAGGGCGCCGAAGCAUUGAUUUUACAUGAAGAUAUCUCGUCCUUGACUGAGAUUGCACCAUCCCAUGCCAUUGUGUUGGAUAUCUUACGACAUGCGUGGCUGAAUGGCCUAACGACCAGCUCUGAAAGACAUGUUGUUAGCCAGCAUGUGGACAAGGUCCUUCAGAAUCUAUGUGUGAUUUUCAAGGGAACCGAUGCAGUCACAUUGCUCUCAUUUCUGGGAGCCUUUCUCCCACAGGCAGAUCUUAGGGCUUUGCCUAAGCACCCAAAAUGGCUGCCGGCUAUGGUUGGAUUUAUACAAAAUCUUGUCAAAAGCCGACCCACUGUCGAUGCUCGCGUGGCAUACACAAAUGCAUCCGCCGCACUUUUACAAAGCUAUCCUCAGGAUACCAUGGCUCUUCUUUUCGUUAAUACUGGAAAGGAAGAAAAGCCAUUCACGUUUCUGUUUAUAAACCUAUUACUUAUUGAUAUAAGAUCCUCAGCGCCUACGUUACUCGAAAAGCUCAACGAUCCGGCUUAUCCAGCGAUAUCCCGCCGCCUGGCAUCUGCAUUUGACGUCGUUUGCAUAUUUCUUGGUUUCCUCAUACGGUCUUUAGAAGAUGAGCGCUUGGAGACCAUGGUUAUGCCACCGGAAAGUCUUCUGAAAAUGCGGAAAAAUCUAGGCGAAACCAUGUCAGUCACAGUAGAAUAUUUGAGAGACAGAUGGGACGCAUCAGUUGCAGGCGCCAUGGGCCUCCAUCCCGAUGCCAGAACAGGCAGCGCUGAAACAUCAAUGGGAUCACACAAAACCUUGACCUGGGAUUCUAUGAAGGAUAUGGCCGAUAAGGAUCCUUUUAUAUUAUCCGCACUUAGAACGUUGGCUAUUUGGCUUCGAGAAGAUGAGAAUGAGACACUUCGCAAAGAGGCGACAGGCUUAACUGAUGUUUUCUUGGAAUUAUACCAAGCCAGCGAUGCGGGAGAACUGGACUUCCGCUCCCCAACAUUAGUUGCUCUUGAAGGAUUACUUACGUUCAAAAAGGGCCGUGAGAUGUUUCUGCUUCAUGACGGCUGGACGAUUAUUUCGAAAGAUCUGAUGAAAAUUCUCCGGACCCAUGCAGAGGAUGAAAGUGAGGGCAAUGCAGAGUUGGUCAUUGACAUGGUUAGAGUUCUUCUGACGGUCGCAGAAGAGGAAGAAUCUGGAACACUAGAAUCCUGGCUUGAUUUAAUUACUGCUUUUGCGGCGUGGGAUGUGCCGGAUAGUGUGACACUAGCCAAGGCGAGGGAAGCACACGUCGGGGUGUUACAACUGUGUUGCACCCUGCUAACCAGAGCCAACUCAGGAAUGAGGAGCAGAUAUCGACAUUCUACUGCCGCGAUUGCAGGUGCUGCGUCUCAUGUGGCCAAGAAUAUCCAGGCAGCGGACGACUUGAAUGAGCAAAUAACUGAUGUCCUAGAUACACUAAGAGCUCUGUCAUAGGAGCCAAUAAUUAAAAAUUUAAAGCUAUAUAAAUGAAUAAAAACUGCAUUCUAUUUAUACAUUAUACUUCAUUUUUAGCCUUCGCUCUUCGUUUGCGAGCCCGGCGCACCUCAAUUUCCACAUGGCGCAUCUCCGCAUCAAUGGUAGUGAGCCGAGGUAUAAUAUCGUCUAUGACUUGUAUUGACUGGCUUUGUGCAGACCUAAUCUGAGGGGGUGACAAAACACCAAACCAGCUCAGAGGAUUGGUAGCUUUUUUCCGCGGUGAUGCUGCGGUUGAUGCGGAUUCGUCAUGAUCAACGCCAUCGUCGCUGGGUGUAGCGUCGGCUUUUUCUGUCUCAGGCUGAGGCUUCUUGUUGUAUACUGUGAAUAUUGGGAGCUUUGAGCCCUCGCUUUCGACUAUUGUAACUUGUUUGGACGCCUUCAUUCGCUCAUCGUAGUGGUCUUGUCCAUAUCUUAGGCCGCGCUCUGCUCCGAAAUUGGCUCUCGCGAUAUCUUGAAACACGCCACGCUGCAAUGAGGCCAGGUUCUCUCGGAGACGUGAAUAUUCAUCUACGAGAAGCAAAUAUCGUUGCAGGAGCUCGUCUAUUCGUUGCUGCUCAGAGGACAUGGUGAGCUGGUGAAUGUGUUGUUUGGUGGUUGUGGUAGAGUUGGGGUGCCG